Messenger RNA from Megalopta genalis, 1066 nucleotides. RefSeq names its product UPF0488 protein CG14286. The record is from RefSeq and is a predicted model, not a curated record. NCBI's taxonomy places the organism in Eukaryota, Metazoa, Arthropoda, Insecta, Hymenoptera, Halictidae.
UCUAGAAACGUUGAUUAUAGCAAAAUUAGAGAAUAAGAAGCUAAACUAAAGGUAUAUAGCUCUUCAGGAGAUUCUGCUGCAUCGAUUUUGUGUAAGAAACUUAAAUGAGAACGAAGCAAAAUAUAAUUAAUUAACAUAAUAGUUCAUCGAACUUCAAGGUACGUCAUUCUACAUAUUUCGAUCAUAAAACACCUACACAUCGAGCAAUUUGAUUGGUCUGUCUGCUAGUGACAAUUAAUUUUCCUUUGGGGGAAGAAAGCUAUUUUCGAUUAAUUACACAUCAAAGAAACGAUUUUUGGAAAAACUGAACUCGAAUAAUUCGAUCCAGAAGAUCGAUCUUUCAAGCAAAAGGAUCGAUUUCGUUGAAAAUCGAAUCGGAAUCGAAUAUCCCCAAUUGUUGUUGGAUGGAAUUGAGAACAAUAACAGUGUCGCAUUCGAACACAAUGAAAAAGUGAAUAAAGGUGUUACUUGUAAACUAAAAAUGCCUCCGAAACCUAAGCCGGGUUAUAAAAAAUCAACAGUGGCUAAGAAAAGUACUACAACCCCAAAACCAACAAGUUCUGCGAGCACUUCUGAAAAUAAAAAUGCAGAAACCACAAGUGGUUUAACGCAAGAAGCCGAGGAUCAAUUUGAGCUUGAAUUAUGCUGGUGCAUUCAGCAAUUAGAAACAUCUUUAACCGCUGGCAAACUUUCUGAUAAGCAGAUGCAAGAUUUAACUAAAAAUAUAAAUAUUUUAAAAAGCAAUGCGGCUCCUCUAAUAAAGAAGAGACAAGUAAUGAGAAGUACUUUAGGAAAUUACAGAGAGAAAAUGGCUUUGGAACAGCAGAAACAUGGGAAAACAGCGUCAUCCAUAAAAUUUGUAUCUGCUCCAAAGCAAAAGGAAAAAUGUGUAUUCGUUAAAAAAGCAAUUUGUAAAUCGACAAAGGAAACGCAGAAUUUGGUCGAUGACGAUGCUUCUUCAAAGACCGAUGACGAUUCUGCCAGCAAUAUCGAGACUAUGUUUAAAUUUAAUUUUACAAUGAAAGAAUAAAUCUGCAUUUUGUACAUUCAUCUGCGUAAAACUGUA